AUGUGUCAUCUUCCUAUGGGCAUUGAGCAUAAAGCUUACUGGGCAGUCAUGGAAGUGAACAUGCAACCUAAAGUGUGUGCUGAAGAAAGGAAGCUCCAACUGCAAGAGCUGGAAGAACUCAACCUGGAAUCUUAUGAUGCUGCCAUGUGGUACAAGGAGAAAACUAAGUUGUGGCAUGACAAGAACCUGAGGGCGAAAGAGCUGCAAGUGGGGCAAAAAGUUUUGUUGUUCCAAUCAAAACUUAAGCUGAUGCCCGGGAAGUUGAAAUCAAAGUGGACGGGACCAUACACCAUCGUUGCCCUUAGAGCAAAUGGAGCAGUGGAACUUCAGGGAAGUAAUCCGAAUUCUGCCCCUUUUAUGGUUAAUGGUUACCGAGUGAAACCCUUUAGGGACAACUCGGAAGUGCGUACAGUGGAAGAAAUUCCACUGUGCACAACCGAUGUUCUCGCCUAA
This is a messenger RNA of Salvia splendens (bonfire salvia), 453 nucleotides long. RefSeq lists its product as uncharacterized. The transcript has a single exon. Lineage: Eukaryota; Viridiplantae; Streptophyta; Magnoliopsida; Lamiales; Lamiaceae. The record is from RefSeq and is a predicted model, not a curated record. Bases 1 to 453 code for a protein of 150 amino acids.